AGAAUCUGUAAAUUUAUCACAUAAAUAUUGCGUCUGAAUGUGAGUUUUCAAGUCACGUUAUUAAUACUAGAGCAACAUUAAAUUGUCUAUGGUUAACAGGAGCCAUUUUUCUGAAAAAAGUGGUGAUACAUGUCAAAUCUUUCAACUAGCUCAACUUUUCAAGGCUAUAGUGUGAUGAUUUCGAUUCCCAUAAACGUGAUAACGAUUGCAACAAAUAAUCAGUUUUAGCGGCUCAUUGUUCCCGUUGGAUGUGAGAUACUUUGUCCGCGGGCGGCAUUUCACAUUGCUGCCGGACUCGUCGGUAACAACAAAGGCACACGGUUCGCGAUGGGUUAUUACUGCACGGUGCCCCAGUGCACCUCGCUGGCCGGGAAGACCAAGAACGUGAAAUUCCACCGGUUCCCCCGCGAUGAGACAAUGGCAGACAAGUGGAACGUGAUUCUAAAACGCGGGAAGCCGUACACGAAAUACUCCAAAGUUUGCAGUCUGCAUUUCACUCAGAAUGACUACAACGUCACAAACAUGGGGCAAUGGAAGACCUUGAGCAAAGACGCCGUGCCCUCCCAGAACCUUCCCAAGCUGAACCCUGACGGAAGCGUCAUGGUCAUCCGCAAGAGCCGCACCCUCAAGUACAAGGAGAGCAGGAAAGACGAACCUAUUGACAAGACAGAGAAGUGGUCCCCCAUCGGGAUGAGCCACGCGCCGCCCGCGCCCCUGCCCGAGCCAGCCCUGGAGCCCGACACCAGCUUGGCGUACCGCCUGCAGACUCUGCACGCCAUCGCCAACGGCGUGUCCCCGCUCUCCCCCCCUCCACCCGCACACCCCGCGCACCCCGCCCCAGCGCCCCCCCGGCCGAAGAAGCAGGACGCCUUUAUGCAGACAGACCCCGUGCAGGAAGAGGAGGAGGAGAACAAUCAGCCCGACAACAGCUAUAGCGAGGCGAACGACAGCUACCAGUCGCAGUCUGAGCAGAUAGCCGAGUAUCCAGUCCAAUACAAGGAACCAGAAAAAUCAUACGAACCAAAAUCUUACGACACAAAAUCCUACGAGUCCAAAUCGUACGACUCAAAACCGUACGACUCAAAAUCGUACGACUCAAAAUCGUACGAGCCUCCAAAAGACUACACGAAACAGACAGACGACUACAUACCACAGACUGACGAGGAAUACAAUAAAGAGGCAGAGAAAUACGCGCUAGGCCAGAAAUCACUGAAUGGAUACGAUAAGGACCAGUACCAGAAAAGCUUGGAUUACCAGAAGAUGGGACAGCUGUAUGGGUUCAGCGAUAAACAGGAGUUUAGGAGUUACUAUCCUAAUGGGUAUACAGAUAGUGCGGAGAUCCUCCGCAACCAGCAAGCGAACCUCCAAAUACUUCAGCAGCAGCACCGGGUGACGGAGAACCAGAAUUUCUUCACCGAGGGCAUCAAGCAGGAAGUUGAUCUCAGCGGAGAUGACAUGUACGAUCGGGGCAAGGAGCUUGCUGAGAGAGAAGCGGGCAUGUACGACGCGCAGCGCCGCCUCGCGCAGCAGCGCGCGCUGGAGCUGGGCGCGCCGCCGCUGGUCAAGCAGGAGCCCGAAGGCUGUGAAAAUGUGAUGCAACCACAGGGAAGCCCCUACGGCUACUCUAACGGACUCAACGGUGUACAGGGAUACUACGAGCAGCUGUCGCGGCCGGGACCGGAGAUGCUCAUCGCCAAGCAGAACGCGUUGGCGGCGCAUACGCAACUCUGGCAAAACACAAUGAAGAGACCAUUCUUCUAUAGCGAAAGCCCACACUACAACGGCCCGCCGUUACUGCAUAGAUACGAGGAUAUACCAAGAAUCCUCCAGUGAGUAACAUUCCAAAGCGGCGGUGAAUAAUAAAUAUAUUAUAAUAUAAAGUUAAUAAUAAUUGUAAAACUAUGUUCUCUUAAAGACGAUAAUCUCUCGGUUUCCUUUUGUAAUAAUAUAUUUUUUAUCGUGUUGAAGAUAAAUAUCGUGGUUACAGUCCUUUAUAGUUAAUAAUUAAAAAUUUAAAACACCAGAUUUUUAUGUUGAAUUAUCAAAUACUACAUAUUUUCCAAAAUAGACCCUAUUUUACAUACUUGACAAUUGUCAUCUGACAAUGAUAAUUUGCCGAAAAAUUUUGCCAAACUGUCAUUGUCAUGUUGGCAAAUUGACAAAACGUGAAAUGUGACACAUGUCAACAAAUUCCGUGUUACACUAAUCUAAUACUGAAUACAGAUGUAGUGCAUAAUUGUUUUCCAUCGUAUUUUCUCGGAAACGUUCGUAUUUGUCAUGCUGCUACAGUUAAUCUCAGUACUUUUUGUACCGAGACUGAAUGAAAUAGCAAGUCGCGUUCGUACGUUUCCGUAAAAAUAUGAUAUAAAAAAUAAUUAUGCACUACAUCUGUAUGUAUCAUCGUAAACACUGUUAACUAAUCAUAAAUGUUGUUCGAUGUUAUAUCAGUCUAAACGAGUAAUUUUACAUUCAUAUUACCAGAAAUAUUUCAAAAAUUAUUGCAAUAAAGGACUGUAAACCCAAAAGUCACUCUAAGCAAUCUAAUAUAAUAAACGUUGAAAAUUGUACAAAUUACAAUAAAAAUGAUGGCAUUUUUCGCUUAUGUAUCAGUGCAGAUGUAUGUAGUACAUAAUUAUUUACCAUCGUUUUUUCACGGUAAUGUGCGAACUUGUCUGUCUGUUUCAGACAGUGUCGGUACAAAAAGUACUGAGGUUGACUGAAGUACCAUGACAAAUACGCAAGUUUCCGAGAAAAUACGAUGGAAAACAAUUAUGCACUACAUCUGUAUGAAACUACGUACUAAUUACGGAUUACGAAUGAAUUUUUAAUCAUGAACACACUUUUAUUCUUAGUUUUUCAUGAAGAUAACUAAAAAAGUACUCAAUAUAAAUAUAAGGCUCUAAGGCCUGAUACCUGUUAAAAUUCAUAUUGUAAAAGUAGAAAACGUUAUCAAUUUAAAAAAAAAUCAUAUGACUAUGACAUAACGCUGCAGUGAACGUUAAGAUACAAAUCAGAAAACUGGUUUUAUAUGAAAGGGAAAACCUUCAAAUAAAAAUUUUUUUUUUUUUUUAGAAAAUUGGCUGCCAUUUUAUCAAUCUGACACUGAAAAUUCAGGCCAAAAGUAACUUCUGUCACUGGGUGGAAGUGACAUUUCUAGUGUCAGAUGACAAUUGUCAGGUUGGCAAAAUAAGGGCCUGUUAUUCUGACAAAAAUGUGUGUACUUUAUUGGAAAAGAAUCAGUAUUUUCUGAACUCUUAACAAAGCUGCAGCAUUUUUUUUACCAAAUUGACUCAAUUAUCUCUGUGUGAUAAAUUUCUAUUUGAUUUAAUCAAAUUAUAUUUUUCAUCAAAUCAAAUUAUUCAGAGACAUGUAUAUUAUUUUGUUUGUUAUGUAAUUUUUUUAUAUUAUGUUUGAUUUAUUUUUAAAAAAUUAAAAUAUAUUUAUGUAAUGCGAUAAUAGUUAAGUUAUAAUAUUAUAGUUACCAGUAAGUCGAUGGAUAUGCCAUUAAAUAAAAGUCAUUUAUACUUAACUGAGAUACCGUCAUACAAUUGUAGGUAUGAUUUAAUAGAUUGAGAAAAAACUAUGGUCUCUUGUCAUUUUGGCAAAAAUGAGGCAUUACCUAUUAAAAGGGACCUUAUUGUCGAUGGCGCUUACGCCGCUCAGCGUCACGCCACAUUGUAUUUAUAUCGGAGCAUCGUUAAUAAUGGCGUAAGCGCCAUCGACAAUAAGGUCCCUUCUCAUAGAUAACGUCGCAAAUAACUAGUUUGCCAGUCACCUCAAAAUAUUAAUAUCUAAAUUUAUAUACAGAUUUUGAAUUCAGUUUUAAAUUCCGGCUAUGAGCUAAUAAAAUUUUGACAAGAACCCGUUUUAUACAGAUGUCAAUGUUUGAUAACAAAUCAAGAAAGAUAUUUAAUUUACAAAGCCAACAUAACUGACUAAAUAAGAACUGGGGAUCUAGUUAGGGUUACCAGAUGACAGGGAUUUUCCUGACAUGUCAGGAAUUUUGGCCUUUUGUCAGGAAUGGGGACGGAACACGAAAAUGUCAGGAAUGUUUUGAAUUGAUAGACUUUUUUAUAAAGUACAUUUUUAUUUAGGUACUUAUAGUAAUACAAAUGGCUCAAUCUGUCAAAUAAUUUUGUCAGGAAAAUCUAAAUUUGUAUCUGGUAACCCUAGACCUAGUCGACAUGACCAUCGUUAUUAGGAAAUGCCAAUUGAAACUUAUGGAAAUAGCCAUGUGACUUUUCGUAGCAUCGGUUAUCCCUUGUGUUUGGCGAUGUACGGUUGUCACCUUGGCUAGGCACUCUGUUAUCUUUCAGUCGUGAGGUUUUACAAUUACGUAAUUUUGACAAUUGCCAAUCGCUAACUAGCGCAGCGGUUGCUAUUGUCAUCUUUGCAAAUUGUACAAAUGUCAUAUUUAUUGUCACCUUCGUGAAUUGUAAAGACUGUUGACAACUGUCAUGUUUGCAAAAUUGUCAAUUGUGUUGUAUUUGUAAUACAGUCAGUACCAAUAAUAACGUUAACUACUCAGCAAAAGUUUCAACCGUUAUCUAAUAGCUUUAUAAAAGAAAAAUAGUUUCUCAAAGGACUGACACAUUAUUCGUAAAACUAUCAGAGGUUGUCAGAUAAUUUGCUGCGUUGUUAUAUGUGGUUUUCCAUCACAGAAGGGCCCGUAUGCUUCAAGUUCCAUAAGGAUCUGAAAUUUCAACAAAAAAUAUUUAAAAACAUCCUAAUAAAUCAAAAGUCCCCCGCCGUGUCUGUUCGGGUUCGUGUUCGUGAAGCAUAAGAAAAGGACCCUUCUCAGAAGGAAAGCCACAUCAUUGAUGCUGACUGUACCGUUUGUGGAGUGCCAAGCGUAUUCAGUGACUCGUUUAAAGCAUUUGGGUCAAAAACAUUAUUGUGUUACGUCUUUCCUGUAGACAUACACAAGAGUUAAGGGCUAUAAAGGUUAAUUUUCUUAUUUAACCCUUAUCCACGUGAAAAGGUCCUCCUUUUAUUUGGAGAACUAUGAUAAAAUCAUUACUUACAUGCCCACGAGCUGUUAACUAUUGCCCACAGGAGAGAAAACUAGUGUGUUCGCAUGAACUG
Molecule: messenger RNA, 5085 nt
Organism: Cydia fagiglandana
Lineage: Eukaryota; Metazoa; Arthropoda; Insecta; Lepidoptera; Tortricidae
Exons: 11
Coding region: 328-1833 (501 amino acids)
Molecular function (GO): sequence-specific DNA binding
Source: RefSeq, a predicted model, not a curated record